UGACAAAAAGGCAUAUGACUACCAUAAUUGAUUAAACGAUUAUAAUGUGCUCAUCGGUCCAAAAGCGCGUACUGGUUGGAAAUAUGAUCACGGUAGUAUUCGAGUGCAGCCAGUAGUGCUGUCCGUCGGGACUGUGACAGUUAUCCAGGUCUCGGUGAAAGCAAUUGCCGAUGCUCAGUGAUGGUUAAAGGUGAGGAGUGCUGAGAGGCGUUGUUGUGGGCGUCGUCGUCGUCGGCGACGUUGAAACCAAAACGAAACUUCCUGUUGAACGCUACGAUAAUGACGUAUUGCGCACGGGAGCCUUUACAACUAGGGACGUCGAGCUGUUUGGCUGCUUCUCGUGUAAUGGUAUCUUGACGAUGAAGCAAAUAACCCCAGAGGUUAAACCUUUACAAAUAUCGACACAAUCUUAUUGGCAAUGUUCCAUCGUACAAUCGACUCAAACUGGCCGCGUUUAAAGUAAUAUGUAAAGCUCACUGAAAGGGUUGGUCGUUGAAUGAGCAAAACGUUCAACCGAAUGGUUUCGCCUACCUGUGUGAAUGUGUAACCACGCCUGAUUCGAGAUCGAAAAUCGUAGUUGUCAAAAAAAGGGAGAUUCAAACCUUAGAGUGAUUCAAGCUAGGAAUAAGCAAGCAUACACCUUUUAUGUGCUAGAUAGUCAAGUUGGACAAGCUACUGGACGCAGUGCGACUACAUAAUAACCACAGUGACUCGACAGACAAACAAACACUAUACCAGUACGGCGUAACCGCCACAGCCUAGCCGACGGGUUUUCAUGGACGACGCCGAUCUACGGGGUGAAGGAUGACUACUGCAACGGACGCUGGACAACCUUCAAAAUUUGUUUUUGAGUCAACGUUUUACCCUAAGAUCACCCCGACGGACCGGAUAUUAUCGGAGCCUUUCCUAGCAGCAUCCCAUGUUGUCGUUGAUUUUUUGGCGAUGCUUGGAGGUAUUUUUUCGCCUGUCAAGGCAGACAUUAAUGGACACAUUGAGAAGGUGAAGAAGCUGGUGCUAUUUGAUCCGCAUAAAUUCAAGUACUUAGACUCUAUGCUCGAUCCAAGAGUGGAGGUCGACAAUCAAGAACAGAAGCGUCGGCAGGAAGCAGUGAUUUCGUUAACCUGGCUUAAACGAAGCUGCGAGUUCAUCCUUUUUUUUCUCAGUAAAUUUAUUGAUCCCAAAAACCUCAAAGAGGAAGAUAUACGGCCGUACUUUCGUGAGGCAUACGAGUUCAAGUUAAAGAUGCACCAUAAUUUUUUCGCGCAAAAGAUCUUUCAGGUCUGCGUCUACGCAGCGCCUAGCCGCCAACGUAUGAUUGAAGUAUUAACGGGCAAAGGCGACAGGUCCGAACAACAAGUGUACAACAUCAUGGGAGUAUUUCUGCAAGGCAUGAGGGCAAAUGUCGAGUGUCUCAUUCGAGCGUUCAACAAAUUUGGACACCAACAAUAGAUGAAUGAACAGAAAUUAAAUCAGCUUCAAUAUCUAGCAUCUGGAA
This is a messenger RNA of Varroa destructor (honeybee mite), 1495 nucleotides long. RefSeq names its product glycolipid transfer protein-like. Gene Ontology annotation, biological process: intermembrane lipid transfer; ceramide transport. Gene Ontology annotation, molecular function: ceramide 1-phosphate transfer activity; ceramide 1-phosphate binding. Gene Ontology annotation, cellular component: cytoplasm; membrane; cytosol. The record is from RefSeq and is a predicted model, not a curated record. NCBI's taxonomy places the organism in Eukaryota, Metazoa, Arthropoda, Arachnida, Mesostigmata, Varroidae.